Messenger RNA from Paramecium octaurelia, 685 nucleotides. NCBI's taxonomy places the organism in Eukaryota, Ciliophora, Oligohymenophorea, Peniculida, Parameciidae. The record is from the annotation of a GenBank genome assembly.
AUUACUCUAUGUCAAAUAAGAUAUUACAAUGAGAAAUCUGCAAAUAUUAGGAUAGUAAAGAUUAAAUUUCGACCUAUGGAGAAGGUUAUGUUGAUGGUAAAGAUGUAAUUAAAGAUGGUUGCUCGAAUUGUAAGAUUGAUAAUAAUUAUUUUUGUCAUAAUGAAAUAAUGAAGUAGUAAAUUCGUUUUCAAUGCUCAAUUCAUUGCAAUUAAUGCCAACUUGAUCUUGACAAAAAUUAGUAAUGUAUUAAAUGCAAAAUUGGAUAUUUUUUGGAUAAAAAUGAUUGUGUUUAAUGUUCAAUUAAUUGUUUUGAAUGCAUUGAACAAGCUAAUUGCGUAAGUUGUAAGUUCCCACAAUAAAAAAAUAAUAAGGAUUAACUCUGCAAAUUUGGGUAUUAUGCUGAUGAGAUUAAUGGAACUUUUUUAAACAAAUAUGGAGAUUAAAUCAAAGUAAAAGAGGAGGAAUGUGAUGAUGGUAAUGCUAUUAAAGGUUAUAGGUGUGAUAAUGAAUGUAAGCUAGAAAAUAAGUAUAUAUUUAUAAACGGUUUAAGUAUCAUACCAAACUAUCCAAAACCAUUAUUAUAGAGUGUACUAUGUUUACUCUAUUAUCUGAUUGUUUAAAUUGUGCUUUUCUGUUAUUAUUAAUGUGCCAAAGGUUAAAAACUAGUUUUCAUCUGAGCAAGCAC